This is a messenger RNA of Magallana angulata, 1491 nucleotides long. Its product is annotated as olfactory receptor 52B6-like. The record is from RefSeq and is a predicted model, not a curated record. Gene Ontology annotation, molecular function: G protein-coupled receptor activity. Gene Ontology annotation, cellular component: membrane. The transcript has 2 exons. Gene Ontology annotation, biological process: G protein-coupled receptor signaling pathway. NCBI's taxonomy places the organism in Eukaryota, Metazoa, Mollusca, Bivalvia, Ostreida, Ostreidae. The coding region runs from base 162 to 1037 and encodes 291 amino acids.
UUAACUUUAUAUUGAUGUACUUCUCUUUAAAGAUUCUCAUUCAGAACUGGGUUGAGUGGCAAGACAAUUUUGAUGUCGUUGGGUCCUGGUCAUACACAUCUAAGAAAGUAGACUUAUCCUAGUAUACUAGUAAACUGUGCAUCAGGAAAACACGCAGUACAAUGGCCAAUACGUAUGUUGUUAUUGCUGCAUCGGUUCUUGUCUGCAUUGGAUUAAUUGGAAAUUCUAUCACCGUGUGUUUUGUUGCUGUAUCCAAACGGCUGCACACUCCAACAUACGUCCUGAUUGGAUGCCUAGCAGUGUCAGACGUACUCGCCUCUGUGACGCGAUAUAUUCAAGUAUUUGACAAUUCUCUUUUUAAAGAAUAUUCACACAGACAUAUAUAUGGGAUAGUCACCUUUUUAUUUCUUCACUCGGCAUUUUUCCAUAUGGUGUUAGUGUCAUAUGUACGUUUUGUUUUCAUAACAAAUCCUCUCCACAGUUUGACACUGACUUGUAAAAAAAUUUUGUGGAUGUCUUUUGCCGUUUGGAUAAGCUCUAUUAUCGUUUCCAUCGGAUACGGAGCAUUUAAAGUGCUAGAUUUAAUGAACAUGAUAUCUUUGGAAACAGCAAAGUUUACUGAGGUUGGGUUUGGUUUGUAUGUUUGUGGUUUACCAUUUAUUAUUGUAGUUAUUUUUAAUGUUCGAAAGCUGUAUUAUCUGUACAACCAAACAGCUUUUGUUCGACGAAACAAAAUAGCAAAUUCGAUGUCGUUGAUGUUUUGGAUUAUCAUUGUGAUUUAUCUCCUUAGCACAAUCUAUCCUUUAAUUUACACAAUUAACUAUGCAUUGUUAAAUAGUACACUUUUUGAUAUAAGGUUAAACUUAGUUCAUGUUAUGUUUUCUUUUUCGUUGCUUGUCAAUACUUGUUUGAAUCCUUUGAUAUAUUUCAUGUUUUCACCCCCUGUUUUAAGAUGUCUAUCCGGAUUUAAAACAUGUUGUAAUUAUGGCACAGAUCGUCGCAUAAGCAAUCAUAGAUCGUGUCCGCAAGUGGAAUAGGUUGGUAAACUAUUUUUUUCCUUAACCAUCUGACGUCACUUCUCUCUGGUUAUUGUGAUUUCCGUCAUCAAAUAAAAUCGUUUUCGUUCGAAGAAAAGUCGGUGAUAGUUUUAAGUUUAAUAUAGGGUCUGCCGAUUUCAAAGCCGAAUGUAUGUAGCUCCAUGUCUGCAAACAUUUUUAUUGAAGGACAUAGACUUUAAUUUUGUUUCUUAUUAAAAAGUUGCAAUUUACAACACACUGAGAAUUGCGCUAAUUUUUGACUGAUUAAGCUUAUUUCCACGUUUUAACUCGUACGAAGUUUUAGCUCCAAAGUCGUCCAACCAUCAUCUAGACUGCGAGCUACAGACCUGCAAAUAGACAUGUUAUACACUUAACAAUAUUGCACAUUUUUUUUGAAUUAUUAAUAAUUAAUGUAACAUUCAUUUAAAUUUAAGCCUAUGAAAGAAGAAUAAUG